Brugia malayi is the source of this 120-nucleotide messenger RNA. RefSeq lists its product as uncharacterized. The record is from RefSeq and is a predicted model, not a curated record. The transcript has 3 exons. Bases 1 to 120 code for a protein of 39 amino acids. Lineage: Eukaryota; Metazoa; Nematoda; Chromadorea; Rhabditida; Onchocercidae.
AUGAACUAUGAAGGCUUUCGGUUACGUGUUAAUGUAACGAUGAGGAUAAUCACUAUUGGUAUGAAUCUAUCUGAUCUGCGAGAAAACUACAAGUUAGAUAUCAAAUCGUUGCACUACUAA